Molecule: messenger RNA, 4370 nt
Organism: Ananas comosus (pineapple)
Lineage: Eukaryota; Viridiplantae; Streptophyta; Magnoliopsida; Poales; Bromeliaceae
Exons: 9
Coding region: 124-4053 (1309 amino acids)
Biological process (GO): protein phosphorylation; signal transduction
Cellular component (GO): cytoplasm
Molecular function (GO): protein kinase activity; protein binding; ATP binding
Source: RefSeq, a predicted model, not a curated record
GUCUUCUUCGCCUCCUCUCUCUCUCUCUCUCUCUCUCUCUCUCUCUCCCUCUCUCCUCAUCUAGGGUUUCUCCCGAACCCUUCUCCCCAAAACUCUAGCGCGAGCUCGAUCCCCCCUCCUCCAAUGGCGAUCGAUCCCAACUCCCUCCCCAAGGAACUCCGCGCCGCUUCCAUCCUCAAUCGUACGGCGCUCCCCGUCUCCUCCCCCUCCGAUCCCCCCGCCACCGGCCCCUUCUCCCGCGUCUUCGUCCCUGGCGCCUCCCCCGCCGAGUCCUUGAUCCCUCCCCCUCCCUGGGGCGGCGUCGGUGGAGGGGGAGGGGAAGGAGGAGGAGGAGGAGGGGACGCCGCCGACGAACCUCUACGGGCGGGGGCGGCGGCGAAGGUGAAGCUCCUGUGCGGAUACGGCGGCCGGAUCCUGCCGCGGCCGAGCGACGGCGCGCUCCGCUACGUGUGCGGCCACACGCGGCUCAUCUCCGUCGCCAAGGACGUCUCCUUCGCCGAUUUCAUGAGGAAAAUGGCGGGGGUGGUGCGGGGGAACGAGGACGGGGAGCCCGACGACGCGGGGGCCGUCGCCGUGAAGUACCAGCUCCCCGGCGAGGACCUCGACGCGCUCGUUUCGGUGUCGUGCGCCGAGGACCUGGAGAACAUGAUUGAGGAGCACGACAAGGUGGCCGCCGCGGCGCCCGACGGAUCCGCGAAGCUCCGCGUCUUCCUCUUCACCCCCGCCGACGCCGCCGCCGAUCCCGGCGCCCACCUCGGCGGCGCCGACGAGACGAGCCAGCGGUACAUCGAAGCUGUGAACGGAGUCGCCGCGGCGCCGGAUGCAGCUGGGGGUGCUGUGCGGAGGAAGGAGAGCGUCGCGAGUGCGGCGUCCUCCACGCAGAAUUCGGACGGCGCAGUCGCAGGCGAGGCCGCCGACGGAAACAUCGAAGGUGUGUCCUCGCCCUCUCUUCGCUCUCCUACUGUUGCUGCCUCCGAUGAGGCGCUGAAGAUGGCGUAUGUGGGGGGCGGCGGCGGCGGAUCCAAUCCCGUCGCAUUUGUGGAUAGCUCCGGGGGGUACUUUGGCGGUAAUGCUUCCGGCCUAGGAACUAGUUUUCCUGUUCAAAAUCCUAGUUUGGUUUGGCAGGAUCAGCCUAGUUUUCCUGUUCAUCAAGCUUAUGUAGAUCCUCAUCAAGUUCAGUAUGUUAAUCCCCAGCAAAUGGGGAUUGGAGGUGGGGCUCAACCUGUACAUGUAGUCCCUGUACAGAUGAAUCCAUACAUGUCUGGCAGGGUUCCGAUCACUGCAGCUAUGCCGGCUUCUCAAGUUGGUAAUUUGAAGCCGGCCCAGGCUCGGGUGGAAUAUGCUGCAGAAAACCCAUAUGGGGGAAGGCCUGUUCAGCCUUCUACUGAUCAGAGUCAUAAGGCUUUGCAGCCACUUUCGCAGUUCCCGCCUUUACCUCCCGCAUACCUUCAGCAGCAGAAUACCGAGAACUAUGGAAUGCAGCAGGGCGUGCCGCCGCCCCCGGCAAAUUCUGCGACAUUGAAGUAUGAUGAUUGCGCUAUGUGUCAAAAGGCGCUGCCGCAUGUCCAUUCGGAAACAAUGAUACAGGGGGGUUCAUCUCCGAGCAGCACCACUGAACCCAGCCCGGUGUUCUACAGUCAACGUUCAGAGGAUCCAAAACGCGGUCCCAACUUGGGUGGAGCUGUGGGUUCUAAGGUGGGAGAACCAAGAAUUGCGAGUGCCAUACCGGCAUCUCAAUUAGGGGUUUAUGCAUUCUCUCAGAACCCAGAAACACAUGUCAGCAUGAGGCCGGCUGUUCAGGGCUCAGAGACUGUCGACCCUUCUAGGGUUUUGAUUCACCAGGUUGUGACUAGCAAUGGAGCAUUUUUAAGCAAUAUUCUAGAGUCUCAUGGUGAGAAUUCUUACCAACAGCACUGGCAGACUUUGCAGCCUGUUCAAUUGCAUUACGAUUACGGGGUUAAGCAGGGAGUCUUUUCUAAGCAGCCUGGUGUUGAUGCUAGUCAAGUAAAGAAUGUGAAUUUCCAGCCAUCAGAUCCCAUACAAGAUCAUGUCGCUCAAUUCCCGAUUAGAUAUGUUCAAGCUGUUGAUGGAAGAAUACAGGCUCUUCAUUUGGGUCAUGCUGGAAAUUCUGAAUCUCAUAGGCUUGCUCCUUCUGGCUUUGCCUCUGAUGGAAAAGUCGACAGUUCUCCUCUUGUUUCAGAGACUAGUUAUACAGUGAGACCUCAAGUUGGAGGGCAUGCUACAUUAACUGGUGAUCCUAAUGUGAGUUCGGCAUUCAUUUCUCCAGAAAAUUAUGUUAAACCUGUCGAACAAUGGCCGCCUGUCACCUUUGAAGUCACCGGCAUGCAAAGUGUUCAGCCCAGCAUGCAGCAAGAAACAAUUUUGAUUGGAAACCAGGGACCGUUCCCUAACAAUCUUGGAGUUGGCAUUGACCCGUCAGCUCCUAAAGAGAGGCUCCUUGUUAGGCCUGUAUAUGCUGGUGUUAAUGCUCCUCUAUAUAGCGGUACCAAUCUGGUUGCCAUGCCGGAUCAGAAAGAUGAGGCUCCUAAGUUGCAUCCAGGCGAGUUGUUUAAUAACUUUGCUGUCCCUUCUAGUGGAAAUGCUCAAUUUCCAGGGAUGAGUUCUACUAUUCCUACAGAGCCUAUAAGUACUUUCCAGGAAUCCAAUUCCUCGAACUCUCUCUUCUCCAACCAAGACCCGUGGAAAGUUCUAGAGAGUACACACUUGCCACCUCCAAAACCCAGUAUAUUGGCUAAUAAGGAGCCCAUUGUGGCAAAGGAUUCAUACGCAGAAAACCAUUUGGGUACUUGUAAUGGAUCAAAUAUAGUUUCUCUCUUAGAAGAAGGCAACGUUCCACAUAUUUCAGACUUUCCUAACAAGGAUUCCACCAAAGAUCUUGUUCAAGUCACAGAAGGCUCGGGAGAAGAGCGCGUCAGACAACAACUGCAAGCUGUCGCUGAAGGUGUAGCAGCGUCAGUACUUCAGUCGCCUGUACCUUCUGAUCCUAGUUUCUAUCCUCGAGAAACUAAUAAAGCCACUGCUGUUCCUGACAAGAAUCCAAUAAUUGUUGAGGAUAAUAUAGAUUCAGGACGGGGCAUAGUUGAUCCAAAAUCUGAGAACACUAAGGGUAAUCAAUUAGAUAAGACCAGCCCUGGCAUUCCUAUUUCGGAUGACAUCGGCCGCCUUCAGAUAAUAAAAAAUAGUGAUCUUGAAGUAUUGCGGGAGCUAGGUUCUGGAAAUUUCGGCACCGUCUAUCAUGGGAAAUGGAGAGGAUCAGAUGUCGCAAUAAAAAGAAUCAAUGAUAGAUGCUUUUCUGGGAAGGCAUCAGAGCAAGAGCGCAUGAGGGCUGAUUUUUGGAACGAAGCUUCCAAACUUGCAGACUUGCACCAUCCAAAUGUAGUAGCUUUUUAUGGUGUUGUUCUUGACGGCCCAGAGGGAGCUGUUGCAACAGUGACGGAGUACAUGGUCAAUGGUUCUCUUCGACAGGCUUUGCAAAGAAAUGACAAGAUACUAGAUCGUCGUAAACGCCUCCUUAUUGCAAUGGAUGUAGCAUUUGGGAUGGAAUACUUGCAUGGAAAGAAUAUUGUGCACUUUGACUUGAAAAGCGAUAAUUUACUUGUCAAUUUACGGGAUCCUCAACGUCCAAUUUGCAAGGUUGGUGAUCUGGGCCUUUCAAAAGUUAAACGCCAAACCCUAAUAUCCGGUGGAGUGCGGGGAACUCUGCCCUGGAUGGCUCCGGAGCUUCUAAAUGGCAGUAGUAGUCUUGUCUCUGAAAAGGUCGAUGUUUACUCCUUUGGAAUUGUGAUGUGGGAACUGCUUACUGGAGAUGAACCUUAUGCUGAUUUGCACUAUGGAGCUAUCAUAGGUGGAAUAGUGAGCAACACUCUACGGCCUCCGGUACCCGAUUCGUGUGAUCGUGACUGGAGGUCGCUGAUGGAGCAGUGCUGGUUGUCCGAACCGUCCGAGAGGCCGAGCUUCACGGAGAUUGCCAACAGGUUGCGUUCUAUGGGGGCUUCCCUUUCCCAAAAGGGACAAGCUCAAGCACAAAAAUGAUUGAGAGAUGUUUGUACUUCUCGCUUCUAUCAUCAAUAUGUUCUAUCAGUAUGUUCCAUGACUCUUACUACUACUACCAUCAAAAGGUUUCCAGAGGAUUUACAGUUGCGGUUGUAAAUAUAUAUAGUAAUAAUUCCAUGUUUCUUUUUUUAGAUAAAUUUUGGAAAGCUUAUUCUGUAUGCUAUAAGCUAGUUUAUAUGUGUGCUUUUUUUUUUUUUUGUUUCAUUCUAUUGUGUCCAAAUGAUUACCUGGUCUAGUUGUUAUUUGGAAGUGGAGAUUAAACAAAAAAAAAAAUGCCAUUUUUCUUGGACUGGGAA